This is a messenger RNA of Schistocerca americana (American grasshopper), 561 nucleotides long. Its product is annotated as paramyosin-like. Bases 1 to 561 code for a protein of 186 amino acids. NCBI's taxonomy places the organism in Eukaryota, Metazoa, Arthropoda, Insecta, Orthoptera, Acrididae. The record is from RefSeq and is a predicted model, not a curated record. The transcript has 5 exons.
AUGUCAGUGAUCUGUCUAUCGCGUUUCAAUGCAUUCCAAACACACUGGUUGGAGAUGCUGGUGGAGCAGACAAAAGAAAUCAAAGAUAAAGAAAUUCCAAUUAAAAAAGAAAUUGCAGAAGUACGGAAAAGUAAUAAAAAACUACUUCUGCCACUCCGUGAAGCAGAAACAACUGCAGCUGAUCGCAUUCGCCGAAUGAAUCAUUAUGAAAAAGAAAAGUUGUCAUUAAAGGGUUACAGAGAUAACUGCAGAAGUGCUGCAUCAUCAGUGGACAUACAAACAAAAGCUAAAGAGCUUCACUUUGCUAGCUUUCAGAAUGAAAUUCUUUUCUUGAGCUACUUUAGAAUUAUGCACUUGAGAGGUAUGAAAGAGCAAAAAGACAUCUUGAAAAUUUUCAGAGACAUCUACAGGUAUCAAAAUGAUGAUCAAAAUUUGAAAUUGGUUAAGAGCAUGUUCAGUAAGAAAGGUGGAGAAAAGACUCAACAGUAUUAUAAGGUACACAAGGGCAUUUUAUUCAGGCGACAUAACACUGAACCAGAUGGUUGGAGUUGGCUGGAAUAA